AUGGAACGUGAAAUGAACAGACUCAAGGAUUAUGUAGUUCGUCUUGAAUACCGUGUAAAUUCACAAAGUAACCAAAUAGUUGAUCUCAAGGCAAGGUCAAUGGAGAAUAACAUCAUUGUUAGUGGUCUGCAGGAAAAAGGCCCCAAGAAGGAAGACACGAAGAACCUUGCGCAAAUUCUAAGAAAUGUAUUCAUAUCAGAGAUGAACAUGGGGGAGACAGCAGUUGAUGAAUUACAAAUACAGAAACUCUUCCGAAUGGGAGAAUACGAUGCUCAACGAAAAUUUCCGAGACCAAGGAGAUACGGAACGACGAAACAGCUGUAUGAAGUUCAAAGAAAAUAUGCAGAACGAAAUAUCGAGACGAAAAUGAAGGGGGACAGGCUUAUCUUUACCCAGAGUAAUUCAAUCUACAGAGAGAAAGUAGGAUCUCUUCCAAACGGCAGAUGA
Molecule: messenger RNA, 447 nt
Organism: Saccostrea cuccullata (small rock oyster)
Lineage: Eukaryota; Metazoa; Mollusca; Bivalvia; Ostreida; Ostreidae
Exons: 2
Coding region: 1-447 (148 amino acids)
Source: RefSeq, a predicted model, not a curated record